AUGGCUAUCUCGUCAAACACCACGAAGCCAUUCGACAUUGCCAUUGUCGGCGGUGGUAUCGCCGGUCUGACUCUAGCUAUCGCCCUUCACCAUCGCAAUGUGCCCGUUAUGCUCUAUGAGCGAGCCGAUAACUUCCACGAGAUCGGCGCAGGUGUCUCAUUCACUCCUAAUGCCGUGCAAGCGAUGAAGAUGUGCCAUCCUGGCGUACACGACGCCUUUCUCAAAGUCUGCACCUGGAAUGGCUGGGAGUCCAAGCGCAAGACCUGGUUUGACUUCCUAGACGGCACCACCGAAGAUGACAAGGUGGCUUUCAGCAUCAAGACUCCUCUCGGCCAGAACGGUGUUCACAGAGCUCAAUUUCUCAACGAGCUUAUCCACCUUCUACCUUCAGACAAGGUGCAGUUUAACAAACACAUUGAUAACGCAGUGGAAGAGCCUAAUGGCAAGGUUCGCAUGAGCUUUUCCGAUGGCACAACGGCACAUGCCGAUGCUCUGAUUGGCUGUGAUGGCAUCGGAUCUCGCGUCCGGAGGAUCCUUUUUGGAGAGAACCAUCCAUGUGCAAGACCCCGAUAUUCUCACAAGUAUGCCUAUCGUGGUCUCAUCCCGAUGGACAAGGCCAUUGAGGCUGUCGGUGAGGAGAGGGCACGAAACGCAUGCAUGCAUAUGGGACAAGAUGGUCAUGUCUUAACCUUCCAAGUCAACCACGGCGAGAAGCUCAAUGUUGUCGCGUUCCGCACAGAUCCAAAUGAGUGGAGUGAUCCUACAAGGCUCACCAAGACAGCGCACCGCCAGGAUGCUUUGGAUGAUUUCAAGGGUUACAACAGCACCGUGACAAACCUUUUGAAGCUAACAGAAGAGACGCUCAGUGUGUGGGCCAUCUUCGACCUUGGUGACAACCCCGUCCCAUCAUUUUAUAAAGGGAGGAUAGCUAUCCUCGGCGACGCUGCCCAUGCUACAAGUCCCCAUCACGGUGCUGGAGCUGGUUUCUGUAUAGAAGACAGCGCAGUCAUGGCAGAAAUUCUUGCCGAUGAGCGUGUACAAAAUUUGUCAGAUAUCGAGGCUGCAUUUGCCGCUUAUGAUGAGUCGAGAAGAGAGAGGGGUCAAUGGCUUGUCGAUAGCAGUAGGUUUGUUGGAAAUGCGUAUGAGUGGAGGGCAGAGGGUGUUGGAAAAGACAUUCCCAAGAUUGAGCAGGAGAUCAACGAGCGAAUUGGUGUGAUUUCUAACAUUGAGCUUGCGAAGUCAUGCGAGACGGCCAGGGAGUUGUUGAACAAGAAACGAGACUAG
Molecule: messenger RNA, 1284 nt
Organism: Fusarium mangiferae
Lineage: Eukaryota; Fungi; Ascomycota; Sordariomycetes; Hypocreales; Nectriaceae
Exons: 3
Coding region: 1-1284 (427 amino acids)
Biological process (GO): secondary metabolite biosynthetic process
Molecular function (GO): FAD binding
Source: RefSeq, a predicted model, not a curated record